CUGAAUACCAGCUUGGGAGCUCCCCACUGCCUGCUGCCACCUCCAACCCCAGCCCCCCAUCACUAUGCACUCCUUGGACGAGCCGCUUGACCUGAAGCUGAGCAUCACCAAGCUCCGGGCGGCGAGAGAAAAGCGGGAGAGGACGCUGAGUGUGGUCCGUCACCGAGCUCUGCACAGGGAACUUGGCCUGGUGGAUGAUAGCCCCACCCCUUGCUCCCCGGGCUCCCCACCCUCAGGCUUCCUACUAAACCCCAAGUUCCCUGAGAAGGUGGAGGGACGCUUUUCAGCAGCCCCCCUGGUAGACCUCAGCUUGUCGCCGUCAUCAGGACUGGACUCCCCCAAUGGCAGCAGUUCGCUGUCCCCUGAGCGCCAGGGCAACGGUGACCUGUCCACAGUCCCCACCGCCCCGGAUUUUCAGCCGCUGCGCUAUCUGGACAGUGUCCCCAGCUCCUUCCAGUUCUUCUUGCCUCUGGGCUCUGGGGGAGCCCUGCAUCUGCCUGCUUCUUCCUUCCUCACCCCCCCCAAGGACAAGUGCCUCUCGCCAGAGCUACCCCUGCCCAAACAACUGGUUUGUCGCUGGGCCAAGUGUAACCAGCUCUUCGAGCUCCUGCAAGAUUUGGUGGAUCACGUCAACGACUACCAUGUCAAGCCAGAGAAGGAUGCGGGGUAUUGCUGCCACUGGGAAGGCUGCGCCCGUCACGGUCGAGGUUUCAAUGCCAGGUACAAGAUGCUCAUCCACAUCCGCACACACACCAAUGAGAAGCCACACCGCUGUCCCACCUGUAGCAAGAGCUUCUCCCGCCUGGAGAACCUGAAGAUCCACAACCGGUCACACACAGGUGAGAAGCCCUACGUCUGUCCAUAUGAGGGCUGCAACAAGCGUUACUCCAACUCAAGUGACCGAUUCAAGCACACUCGAACCCACUACGUGGACAAGCCCUACUACUGCAAGAUGCCCGGCUGCCACAAACGCUAUACAGACCCUAGCUCACUGCGCAAACACAUCAAGGCCCACGGCCAUUUUGUAUCCCACGAGCAGCAGGAGCUCCUACAACUGCGCCCACCCCCUAAACCACCACUGCCUGCCCCUGACGGCAGCCCCUAUGUCAGUGGGGCCCAGAUCAUCAUCCCCAAUCCAGCUGCCCUCUUUGGAGGCCCUGGCCUGCCUGGCCUGCCCCUGCCCCUGGCCCCCAGCCCUCUUGACCUCAGUGCCCUGGCCUGUGGCAAUGGUGGGGGUGGUGGGAGUGGAGCAGGCAUGGGCCAUGGACUGCCAGGCCCUGUCCUACCCCUCAAUCUAGCUAAGAACCCACUACUGCCCUCACCCUUCGGGGCUGGUGGACUGGGCCUGCCUGUGGUCUCUCUCCUGGCUGGCUCCACAGGUGGCAAGGCUGAGGGGGAGAAGGGGCGUGGGGCAGUGCCAGCCAGGGCCCUGGGCCUGGAGGGCCGAAAGACCCCCCUGGAGAGGACUGAGAGUAGCCGUUCCCGGCCCAGCCCUGAAGGACUCCCCAUGCUGCCGGGCACGGUGCUGGACCUGUCCACAGGUGUCAGUUCGGCAGCCAGCAGCCCAGAGGCCCUGGCCCCUGGCUGGGUGGUCAUCCCGCCGGGUUCUGUGCUGCUCAAACCAGCUGUGGUGAACUGAACUCGCCCCAGGGACAGCCACCCCGAAGCUCCAGGCCCUGCCCCGACGAACGGAAACUCUUCUGCGAAAUAGCAAUAAUGUCCUCCUGCCCCCAGGGCUGUGUCCCCCGGCAGCCCCAGAUAAGCUGGGUGGUAAGGAUGGUGCUAGGUCAUUGCUGGUGUCUCAGGAUCCCAAGGGAGGAACUGCCUGGUGGCCAGAGACCUGAGCUCCUGAGUGCUGAGGCCUUGCUCACCUCUGGCCCUCA
This is a messenger RNA of Molossus molossus (Pallas's mastiff bat), 1883 nucleotides long. It is a transcript of the gene GLIS2, whose product is annotated as GLIS family zinc finger 2. The record is from RefSeq and is a predicted model, not a curated record. Lineage: Eukaryota; Metazoa; Chordata; Mammalia; Chiroptera; Molossidae. Gene Ontology annotation, molecular function: RNA polymerase II cis-regulatory region sequence-specific DNA binding; DNA-binding transcription factor activity, RNA polymerase II-specific. Gene Ontology annotation, biological process: smoothened signaling pathway; regulation of transcription by RNA polymerase II. Bases 65 to 1639 code for a protein of 524 amino acids. The transcript has 6 exons. Gene Ontology annotation, cellular component: nucleus.